CAGGCUCAUCAACUGCGUUAACCAACACUAGUUUAGCAAUCUGGCAAAAGAAAAAAAUAUAUAAAUUAACGACAUAUUGUUAAUGGAUAAAGAAUUGCCCACCAAACGAGGCAAAGACUAGACGCUCGGGAUUGGCGGCAACGACAACUUGGAGAAACGACUCAAAGGAGUUGCUGACCACGACACCGCAAAGCAAAGGCUAAAAUAAGACACCGGCGGCAAGAACAACAACAACAACAAGAGCCAGCCAUGACUUGGACCACGGAGAGCUACUUGCAGGCAAGUAGCCGGUUGUAUAUCUGCCUGAUUGUGUUCUCGUGCUGUUUAGGUCAGCUGGUCGUACUGGCCGCUGAGCCAUUCCACGACUCCGACUCCAGUGCCAAUCCUCUCAAGGUGGUUUAUGCCGUCAAUGCUGGCGGGGAUGAGCAUACCGAUCGAAAUGGCAUCCACUAUGAGGCAGAUCCUUUGCGGAAUGUGGGCAUAGCUUCGGAUUAUGGCAAGCAUCUUCUAAUGAUUGGUCGUGUCCAAGAACAGGAUGAAGUGCUCUAUCGAACGGAGCGGUAUCACACAACCACUUUUGGCUAUGAUUUUCCCGCAGAUGGAGAUGGAGACUAUGCUCUUAUAAUGAAAUUCUGUGAAGUCUAUUUCGAUGCGCCCAAUCGCAAGGUUUUCGAUGUGCUGCUCAAUCGGAAGCAUACUGUGGUCAAACAGUUGGAUAUCUACGAUCAAGUGGGUCGAGGAUCGGCCCAUGACGAGAUUAUCUACUUUAAGAUAAGCAACGGACGCCUGCAUUACGAAGGCGAGACAUCGGAUGUGCGAAAUGGCAAACUACGCUUGGACUUUAUAAAGGGAGCCUUGGAUAAUCCCAAAAUAAAUGCUUUUGCUCUGCUCAAGGGCGAUAUCUCUCAAGUGGCACGUCUCCAUGGCACAGAGGCAAGUGACAGAACAUCGGGGCCUGUUAAUAAGGAUGGCAAUGCCAAAUUUCGAGCCAAUCAGCAACAACAGGAUCGCGUUGUGCGCUCACAAAAGGAACUAAGCCCCAAGACGAAUGUGGACGAAGAUGAUGACUAUGAUGACGAUGAGGAUCUUGAUGAUUUGGAGCCCGAGGAGAGACAUCAACACCAGCUUGACGACUCGGAGGAUUCAUUACAUCAGCACCAACAACAGCACCAACAACAGCAGCAACACCAACAGCAUGCAAAUGGAAAUUCCAAACGUCCCAUUAGUGGUCCACGUCAACCCAAUCCAUAUUCCAUGGAUGAUUCAUCCAUUUUGCUGCCUGUGUUCAUUGCCAUUGGCGCCUUUAUACCAUUACUGUUUUGCCUCUGCAAGCUAUGAUCCCCAUGGGAUCGAUAGAACAUUAUAAUUAUCUUGGUUGAUUCAGAAACUUUUAUGCAUAUACAUACAUAUACAUGUAUGUAUGUAUAUAUAUAUUGCUUUUUUGUGAUUUUUAUAAAAGACUUAAUUGUAUACCCCUUAACGAUUAGUUGUGUACAUGUUUAGGAUCAUUUAUGUAUAUUUCUAUAUAUAUAUAUUUGUGAAUAUUUGCUUAAUAUUGCCACAAAACGAAAAGAAACUGAAGCACAAAUGUCCUUUGUUCCUUUCUGUUUUUUUUUUUUUGUAUCCUAACUUUAACAACGGCUAUGUAGGCUCGAGUUACUUAAACUUUAGAAAAAUGUUCAUUAAUUUUCAAAGAACGGCGAUACAAUUGAAAUUGCUUAAAAGAAAAAUUUGUUAUUUUUGAUUUGGUGAGAAAUGAAAUAAAUAAAAAACCUUGUUUGUUAUUGACAAAUUA
This is a messenger RNA of Drosophila willistoni, 1795 nucleotides long. Its product is annotated as malectin-A. Lineage: Eukaryota; Metazoa; Arthropoda; Insecta; Diptera; Drosophilidae. Bases 250 to 1338 code for a protein of 362 amino acids. Gene Ontology annotation, molecular function: carbohydrate binding. Gene Ontology annotation, cellular component: membrane. The record is from RefSeq and is a predicted model, not a curated record. The transcript has a single exon.